Messenger RNA from Salvelinus fontinalis (brook trout), 3420 nucleotides. Its product is annotated as vacuolar protein sorting-associated protein 4B-like. Gene Ontology annotation, biological process: vacuole organization; endosomal transport. The transcript has 13 exons. The record is from RefSeq and is a predicted model, not a curated record. Gene Ontology annotation, molecular function: ATP hydrolysis activity; ATP binding. NCBI's taxonomy places the organism in Eukaryota, Metazoa, Chordata, Actinopteri, Salmoniformes, Salmonidae. Bases 16 to 1542 code for a protein of 508 amino acids.
GCCUGAAAACUUCCCAUGGAGCCAACAAAUUUACAGAAAGCUAUAGCUGUAGCACAGAAAGCCUCCCAGGAGGACCAGGCUGGGAACUACACGGAGGCUAUCAAAUCUUACCAACACGCUGUCAAGUACUUCCUGCACAUUGUAAAACGUGAACCACAGGGUAAAGAGGGCAACCAGAAGAUCAGGGAAAAGUGUAAACUGUACCUGGACAGAGUGGAAGAAUUACAGGAGUAUAUAGAAAAUAAAGAGAAAGCCAUAGAUCUGGCCAGCAAGGCGGCCCAGGAGGAUAAAGCUCAGAAUUACGACGAGGCCCUGCGUUUAUACCAACAAGCUGUUCAGUACUUCCUACACGUAGUGAAAUAUGAAUCCCAGGGCGACAAAGCCAAACAGAGCAUCAGGGCCAAGUGUGCUGAGUACCUGGACAGAGCAGAGAAGCUCAAAGAAUACCUGAAGAAGAAAGAGAAGGCUCCACCUGCCAAGCCUGUGAAGGAGUCCCAAGCUGAUGACAAAGGGAAUGAGAGUGAUGAAGGAGACAACCCAGAAAAAAAGAAGUUUCAGAACCAACUUUCAGGGGCUAUCGUUAUGGAAAAGCCAAACAUCAAGUGGAAUGAUGUUGCCGGAUUAGAGGGAGCCAAAGAGGCCCUGAAAGAAGCUGUUAUUUUGCCAAUCAAAUUCCCACAUCUUUUCACAGGCAAAAGAACGCCAUGGAGGGGGAUCCUACUCUUCGGUCCUCCUGGAACAGGAAAGUCCUACCUGGCUAAAGCUGUGGCCACAGAGGCCAACAACUCCACCUUCUUUUCCAUCUCCUCAUCUGACCUGGUAUCCAAGUGGCUGGGAGAGAGUGAAAAGUUGGUGAAGACCUUGUUCACCCUUGCACGGGAGCACAAGCCCUCCAUCAUCUUCAUAGAUGAGAUAGACUCGCUGUGCGGCUCCAGGAGUGAGAAUGAGAGUGAGGCAGCUCGCCGCAUCAAGACAGAGUUCCUGGUUCAGAUGCAGGGGGUCGGGAAUGACAACGAUGGUGUACUGGUGCUAGGGGCCACCAACAUCCCUUGGACGUUGGACUCUGCUAUCAGAAGACGGUUUGAGAAGAGGAUCUACAUCCCCCUUCCCGAGGAACACGCUCGCACCUUCAUGUUCAAGCUCCACCUGGGCGCCACCCCCACCAGCCUCAACGACUCUGACUUUGUCACCCUGGGAAAGAAGACCAACGGGUACUCAGGGGCUGACGUCAGCGUCAUCGUCAGAGACGCGCUUAUGCAGCCAGUCAGAAAAGUUCAAUCAGCCACUCACUUCAAGCGGGUACCAGGGCCAUCGAGAGACAACCCCAACAUCGUGGUAGAUGACCUUUUGACCCCAUGCUCCCCAGGAGACCCGAAUGGCAUCGAGAUGACAUGGAUGGAAGUCCCUGGGGAAAAGCUAUGUGAGCCAGUUGUUUGUAUGUCUGAUAUGCUGAGGUCCCUGGCCAGCACAAAGCCAACAGUCAACGAUCAGGAUUUGGACAAACUGAGAAAAUUCACAGAGGACUUUGGACAGGAGGGCUAAAUUGGGUCAUUUGAGCCGAACAAAAGCAAAUAUUAUUGAUUGUCAAGUGUUCCUUCUCACCGUCUUUUUCCCACUCUCCCCCUCAGGCUCUGUUGGCUUAUCACAUGACUGCUCUACUAAUAGAAAUAUAAUUACUAGAAUGGACCUCUCCAUUUAAGUAAUGUAUUUCUUUGGCUCGACUGAGCUUGUCCAUUGGCCAGAAGGGGUUAAACAAAGACUGGUAUUUUCUUAGAUGCUCCCCAUGUCUAAAGGAUUAUGGAUUUCUUCACAUGUCUGAGGUAGAUUUGAUUGGUAAAUGGAAAGCUACAUGGCAAUUAGGAACAUUGGUGCAGCACCUUGGGCUGAAUCCUAAUAUGUAAACAAUGCUCAAAUCGAGCAUUUGCAUACAUCAUGCUUUGAAGUCAAUAGGAGUUUGAUCUGGAAGUUGCCGAUACAAGCAUGUUAACAAAAUUAGAAUGCUUCUCUUUGUGUAGAGUGCUUAUUUAACUUGCCCAAUAAAUAUCUGAGCUAAUUUUCCAAGUACCCAUCCACUUUCCUUCAAUCAAAUUGCACCUCACUUUUCAGUGUACCCAUAUAUUCCACUUCUUUUUGUAAAAAUAAGAUAUGAAAAUCCUUUUAUAGUAGAUAGUUUAUGGAGAUAUAUAGCUCUUUGGUCUGAAGAGAAUAAAACUAACAAUGCAUGCCGUUGUGCUUGCACAGGAUAUUUUUCAAAUAUUAGGAACUUAUGACGUAGUCUCAAGGUGAUGAGAAUUACAUGGGUUUGGAUAAUUGAAGCACAGCAAAUGUAUAGGAUCUUAAUUUGAUCACUCUGUUGUUGUAGGAAAUGCAAACUUCUGGUGUAUUCAAGGUUUUUAAAAAGGCUUCUCAAGUUUGUAAUUUCUACUUUAAAAUGACAGACUGGAUUUGCCCUAAGGAAAAAUGUAUCUACACCUGUUGCUGCAGGAUUAUUUUCCUGCUCUGAAGAACUGGUCAAAUUAAGAUCCUGCAUCUGUAUGCAUGUCAUUCUACAUACAGACAAUUAUGGGGCUACGGUUAGAAUAAUUUACACACUGGAUGGAAGUUGCUUUGGGACAUAUUUUAUAUGUACAUUUGUUUUUCCCCUCCAGAAGAAAGGCUAGUCUGUGUUUGUUCAUUGUCAUUAUGAUUCAAACUGUCAGAAUCACCAAAGUUACUGGACCAGAAAAAACUUGAAUAUAGUCAAGGAUUCAAUACUUUUUUACCUGACCAUCACACACCCUACAUAUUUCCCUCAUGUAACCCUUUUGCUGAUCUUCCUAACAAGAACUACUGGAACGAGAUGAUGCCGUACUGAGAUCCAGUCAAACUGUCUAACAGUGUUGAAGAAACAACGCGACUGAUAUUUUGGUGUGAAUGGAAUUUUGUAGGUAGCCUGAAAUUGACAUUUUAGGCACAGAAGAACACCCUCAUGACAUCAUGUCCUUUUUGUUAUUGCAUUGGAAUGCAGUUCCAAGCAGGUACUUGCUUACUACCUUUAAGAUGUGGCCAUUUUAAGUGGCAAUGCACACCAUGUGCCUUCUAAAUAAGUAGCAAGAUCAUAUACAUCGUUUUUUUGUUUGGUUCAUUUUUAAAUUUGGAAGUUGAUAUCCAGUAAGACACAGCUAUGUGUAUUUUGUCAUCGAUGCUAUGAAAUAUACAUUUGCACAUUUCAUGUAAACUGGCUUUUGGAGGUUGUAUACCUCUGCUCUUAGUGUUGAUAUUCUUAAGAAUUUCAAAGUGUUGGGGACGUCUUUGGUGUGGUCUUCACUUUACUGUAAAACAUGUUGUGUAGAGAAUGAUACAGUAUAUCAGUGAGUGGAAAAGUCAUAAUCAGAAUUUCUUUGCCAUGCAUAUGUAAGUAAAAGUAAUAUUAAGAUUUUA